This is a messenger RNA of Anopheles darlingi, 1036 nucleotides long. RefSeq names its product nucleolin. Gene Ontology annotation, molecular function: RNA binding. Lineage: Eukaryota; Metazoa; Arthropoda; Insecta; Diptera; Culicidae. The coding region runs from base 181 to 999 and encodes 272 amino acids. The record is from RefSeq and is a predicted model, not a curated record. The transcript has 2 exons.
UUCCCACUCUUCUCGACAAUAACCCGGGCUAUCUCUCGCUCACUACGAUCCUGUGUGUCCAGCGGCAUGCUCAGCUGUCAAAAUCCCAUGUGCUUUGUUGUGUUUUGCUCCCGUAAAAUUUAAUUUUAUCAUACGUUUAACGUUAAAAGAUUAAUUAACUAGACAUCAAUUAGCACGAAGAUGGUCAAACAAAAGCGUAAAAUCGCGGCUCAACUUCCAGCCACAAACGGGAACGAUUCGGAAGGAUCCGAUUACGAAGUGGAGUGGCAGGUAAAACCCACUCCGGCGAAACUCACCAAAGCCGAACAGUUUCCGUUGCCGGCCUCGGUGGAGAAGAAAUUGAAAAAAACUCCCGGAAAGCAAAACCGACAAGAUUCGUCCUCGGAGGAGGACGAGAGCGAAGAUGAUGAUGAGGGAAAGCUGGGUGCGAACGGACUGCCCACUCUAACCACCGCCCAGAUCGGGGCCAUCCUAGAAACGGUGAAAAACAACAAGCGAUUCGUGCUGAUGGUGAAAAACCUUAACUUUACCACGGCCAAAGAGGAAAUACAAUCACAUUUUUCGCAAGCUGGAACUGUGAAAGGUGUCCGGAUCCCGAAAUUCCGUUCGUCAGCGUUUGCCUUCGUCGAGAUGGCUGAUCCGGGUGGUUUUCAGAAAGCGUUCCUGCUCGAUAAAUCGGUGUUAGAUGGAAAAAAGAUCAGCGUGAAUCUGUCAGAGAGUGGCAACAAAAAAUCCGUAUCCCGCAUCCAGCUGCUCGAGAAGAAAAACGCCGAGAUCCGCAAGCUACGGAAGAAAAACAAAAAGAGUUCAAAAGCGGCCGAAAUUUCCCUCGCACCAGACACGGUUAGCCUGCCAGCUCGACCCGAACCGCCGAAGGAUAAAUAUCUGGACAAACCGAAACAGAAGUGGCUCACGAAGAAGGAGGUGAAAGUGUUGAAGAGGAAUACGUCGCUGAAAGCGAAAUUUAAAAACCUUUCCCAAAAAGGCGUUAAAGCGUAGAUAGUAACAAAUAAAUUACCGACUGCACUGAACUGGA